Molecule: messenger RNA, 3147 nt
Organism: Acanthopagrus latus (yellowfin seabream)
Lineage: Eukaryota; Metazoa; Chordata; Actinopteri; Spariformes; Sparidae
Gene: pfkfb4b
Product: 6-phosphofructo-2-kinase/fructose-2,6-biphosphatase 4b
Exons: 13
Coding region: 115-1572 (485 amino acids)
Biological process (GO): fructose 2,6-bisphosphate metabolic process; fructose metabolic process
Cellular component (GO): cytosol
Molecular function (GO): 6-phosphofructo-2-kinase activity; ATP binding; fructose-2,6-bisphosphate 2-phosphatase activity
Source: RefSeq, a predicted model, not a curated record
CAGCUGAUAUGUGACAUCCUCCCCCCCGCAGACUGCUGAAUCAGACUGCCAGGGCUGUAGCCCACCUCCUCAUUUUAACAUUUGGAGGCUAAGGUUGAUCAUCCACCUUCCAGGAUGUUAGACAACGAGGAGUACAUGUUGGACUCUUCCCCGCGGGAGCUCACCCAGAACCCGCUCAGGAAGAUCUGGAUGCCGGCGUGCAGAAACGGGCACAUAGCUCAGAGACGGGUGUGCAUGACAAACUGCCCAACUCUCAUAGUGACUGUUGGACUUCCAGCCCGGGGGAAGACUUACAUUUCAAAGAAGCUCACACGCUACUUGAACUGGAUAGGUGUGCCAACCAAAGAGUUCAAUGUUGGCCAGUACCGGAGGGAGUGUCUGAAGAUCUACAAGUCCUUCGAGUUUUUCCGUCCAGAUAAUGAAGAGGGUUUAAAAAUCAGACGUCAGUGUGCAUUGGCGGCACUCAAUGAUGUUCGGCAGUACCUCAGUGUCGAAGGAGGACAGGUGGCGGUUUUUGAUGCCACAAAUACAACAAGAGAAAGAAGAUCGACCAUCGUGAAGUUUGCUGAGCAGAAUGGCUUCAAGGUCUUUUUUGUGGAGUCUGUGUGUGAGGACGCAGAUGUCAUUUCACAAAAUAUCGUGCAAGUUAAGCUGGGCAGCCCAGACUACAUCCACUGCAACACAGAGGAGGCCAUUGAGGACUUCAUGAAGAGGAUCAAAUGUUAUGAGUCCUCCUACCAGACUCUGGACGAGGUUCUGGACAGGGAUCUGUCCUACAUAAAAAUCAUGGACGUGGGCCGUCGUUACCUGGUGAACCGCGUUCUCGACCACAUCCAGAGCCGAAUCGUAUACUACUUGAUGAACAUUCACAUUACACCACGCUCCAUCUACCUGUGUCGCCACGGUGAGAGUGACCUCAACAUCAAGGGACGGAUCGGAGGAGACUCUGGCCUGUCUGCCAGAGGAAAAGAGUUUGCCAAACGUCUGGGGAAAUUCAUCCAGGACCAGAACAUCACAGAUCUGAAAGUCUGGACCAGCCAGAUGAAGAGAACGAUCCAGACAGCCGAGUGCCUCAGUGUGCCGUAUGAACAGUGGAAGUCUCUCAACGAAAUCGAUGCUGGUGUGUGUGAGGAAAUGAUGUAUGAGGAGAUCCAAGAGCAUUACCCUCUGGAGUUUGCACUGAGAGACCAAGACAAGUACCGCUACCGCUAUCCAAAAGGAGAGUCUUAUGAAGAUCUAGUGCAGCGACUGGAGCCUGUGAUGAUGGAGCUGGAGAGACAGGAGAACGUUCUGGUCAUUUGUCACCAGGCCGUCAUGCGCUGUUUCCUUGCAUAUUUCCUGGACAAGACUGCAGAAGAGUUGCCUUAUCUCAAGUGCCCUUUGCACACAGUGUUGAAGUUGACCCCCAUGGCUUAUGGAUGUAAAGUGGAGUCUGUCUAUUUAGGCGUGGAUUCUGUGAACACACACAGAGACAGACCAGAGGUAGGUAUCCCUGGCAGCACACAGAAAUGUCUCCCAGCAGACGACGUAGACAACUCACCUCACUGCGCUUUACCUCCAACUCAUCUGUGACUCAGUCGGGAAGAUGUCUGGCAGUAAACAUUUUACCUGUCAAAGCUCUGUGAGACUGUCUCUGUUGAUUUCUGUGGAGUUUUCCAUCUUAUUUAGUCUUGUUUACCAUCUGAAGCAGGCCCAGCAGUCAGUGCUGAUCCCUCUUGUCUUAUCGCACAGAAAAUGUAAAUGUGUGACACACGGCAGAUUGUCAAUGUUCAGUCUUUGUCCACCUGUGAUCCCUGACAACAACCAAGAUAUCACCUCCUACCUCCAUGCUGUUAGGAGUCAAAUUGUACUUUUUCCAUUGGGAACGGAAUCAUGCUGUUUUUUUCUCUCAGGUCUUUUUCUAUGGUGGCCCAGAGAGCUCAACACACUGCAGCUUAAGAAAACACAUGCAGAGACUAAAGAAAAGAAAACGUAGUCAUAAAAUUAACACAAAUACAGAAAACACUACAAAAUAAAGAAAUGCAGCAAGUAACAGCAAACAUAUGAAAUAAAAUCAGAAUUAUAGAGUAUUUUUUAUUUGUAGAAACAAACGGUAAAAGGAAAGCUUUUAAAAAUAAGUCAAGAACACAAAAUUGUAAAUGGAAAGAAUAGAAAACUUAGACAGCAAUUAAAUGAGGGAAUUCUAAGAAAACAGUGAACAUGUUUGAAAUGGAAGAAGAUUACACUUACUAAAGCCUUACCUUCUCCACUUCUAACUAAGUCACCAUUAGUAUAAAAAUAUUAUCAUUUCAUGCCAACAGGAUAACAGAAAAUAUUUGCUUGUUUCAUUAAAUUGCAUUGAGUUGAGCCUGCAGGAGCAUUGUAUUUCCCUCAGUUUUACAACCAGGACAAAUCACUCCGCUGUGUAUGUGUGUUUGUACUUGUAUGCCUUAUAUUUGUAAGGACCAACUUUUCUUGUCGUUGUAGGACGUUUUUUAGGGCAGCAUUGAGACUCCGCUUUGGAGUUAAUCUUAGAAUUAGGUUCAAGUUAAGUUUAGGGCAAGAGGAUAGAGAAUACAUCAGUGGUGCUCCUCACAAGUAUAUAAGUACAAGUGUGUGUGUGUGUGUGUGUGUGUGUGUGUGUGUGUGUGUGUGUGUGUGUGUGUGUGUGUGUGUGUGUAAAAAUGAUAGUGAAUAAAUGAGAACAUUAAGUGAAACACAUUUCAGAAUAUUAUUUUGUAAAUCUGUCUUUAAAUACUAUGAAUUUUCCAACAUUGGGCAUCUUUUAAUAAUAAAUGUGACCAUGAUUGUGUUUUGUGUUAACAUAAAGCUGUUUACAUGUUUAAUAUGUAACCUUGCUGUUUGUUUUUUUGUUAUAUACAAGUGACACGUGACAAAUACAUUUCACCUCAACAUACAACAUAAACUGACAAACAUGAUCAUUUUGUUUUAUUUUAAGAUAACUUUGUCUCUGUUAACAUGUUUACUGUUUUGAAUGUGAAGACUUAAUCUGCGAUACUGACCCAAAACAACCUUCUAAACUUUAAUCACUAGAACUCCACUUGACUCAAGAUGUACAACUACGAAAUAAUAACUAAUAGUGUUCAUCUGUCCGUGGGUAACGCACAUGCUUAGAUCAUCAUUUAAUAAAAUGUAACUUUUUUUCUA